Messenger RNA from Sesamum indicum (sesame), 1344 nucleotides. Its product is annotated as ER lumen protein-retaining receptor. Gene Ontology annotation, cellular component: membrane. Gene Ontology annotation, biological process: protein retention in ER lumen. NCBI's taxonomy places the organism in Eukaryota, Viridiplantae, Streptophyta, Magnoliopsida, Lamiales, Pedaliaceae. Gene Ontology annotation, molecular function: ER lumen protein retrieval receptor activity. The record is from RefSeq and is a predicted model, not a curated record.
UUUCAUUUCUGUUCUUACCGGCCCAAGUGUCUGAAAUAAAACAAGAAUUGAGUUGCACGUUUCUAGAAUUAUCUCAGAAGGAUCUCUGUAACCAAAGAAAAGACCCCAGAGGAUCUCUGUCGCAGAUCCCAAAAGAAAACCCGAAAAAUAAAAUAAGGGAACGUUAUACCCAGAUCUGUCUGUCUUCCGGACAGUUUGAGAAAUUGAAGGAAAACAAAAUUUGUGAUUGAUUUGCAGAGGGGGAAGGGGGAGAGAAGAUGAAUAUAUUUAGGCUAGCAGGGGACAUGACCCAUUUGGCAAGUGUUCUUGUUUUGCUCCUAAAGAUUCACACUAUUAAAUCAUGUGCUGGCAUUUCUCUUAAGACCCAGGAGCUCUAUGCUAUUGUUUUUGCUACUCGGUACUUGGACUUAUUUACAGACUACAUCUCGCUCUAUAAUACACUGAUGAAAUUAGUAUUUCUGGGAAGCUCUUUCUCAAUAGUCUGGUAUAUAAGGCAUCACAAGAUCGUCCGCAGAUCCUACGACAAAGACCAGGACACUUUCCGCCACUAUUUUCUUAUUAUACCAUGUUUGUUAUUAGCACUGCUUAUAAAUGAGAGGUUUACCUUCAAAGAGGUUAUGUGGACAUUUUCCUUGUACCUUGAGGCUGUUGCCAUCCUUCCUCAGCUUGUCUUGCUGCAGAGAACAAGAAACAUUGAUAACUUGACUGGGCAAUAUGUUUUGCUUCUAGGUGCAUACCGAGUGUUGUACAUCUUGAACUGGAUUUAUCGCUACUUCACCCAACCACACUAUGUCCACUGGAUAACUUGGAUUUCAGGGCUUGUCCAGACGCUGCUUUAUGCCGAUUUCUUUUAUUAUUACUUCCAAAGCUGGAAAAAUAAUGUAAAGCUCGAAUUACCUGCUUGAAGCUCAUGCUCGCAGAAGAUAGAAGUCCAAAGAAUUUGGAGAAACAUGCAGAAAACAUAUAACCCCCCCCCCCUUUUCAGGCGUUCUAUCUCACCAUCUUUGUGCUGUCUUGUGGAUUAUCGAUAUGCGAAACAGGAUUAUCAUAUGUAACCUGGCGGAAGCUGGUUUUAAGUGACUUAUGCUUAGUUGUAAAGGUAUUGAAGCAUAAAUGCGCCAAGUCCAAGAUUUGGGUAGGGAAUUAGCAUAGUUAUUGACAGGUAGUUGCAUAGCAAGACUCGAUUUUGGAUUGGUGCAGAGUUUGGGAUUCAGAGUAAUACAUUAGCAUUUGCCUGUAGCUUUUUUCAUGGCUUCUUGUCCUACUAUAGCUCUUGGAUGAAUGAAUGCAUCUCCUCCUGUAAUCUUGGGAUGACUAAAACUAGAGGGAUCCGUGCAAGAGAUA